UGUAUAUAGACGGUUAAAAGCCAGCAUCUCUUUAUAAAGUUUUCACUUGAUAUCUAGACACAUGUGCUCGAAGACUAAAAAAGCUUCGGGUUUCAGUUUCCAGCAAUCGUGAGAAGUUUCGUUAAUGAGUUGAGGUCGUAUCGUGUGAAAUAAAAAUAUAGUUGAAUAGCUCGACAGUUUUUAUAUUGUUUUGUGUCAUUUUUAUGUGAAGAUGGCCGGAGUGAACGACGGGGUUGAAGAUAAAGAAGAGAAAGGUUUAGAAAUGGAAACUUUUGAAAGAUCGAAUGGUACGGAAAAUACAAAACGGUUUCAAGUGAAAAAAGUGAAAAGUAAUGCUUCAGAACAUCGCGUUCGAUUAUCGGAGAGGGAUGAAAAUGCGGGAGAUAGAACGGAAAGCGAGGAUGAAGACACUCACGUCGAUAUCAACGAAAGGACGCGGUUGAAUUCGGAAAAUGACACGAAGUAUGCCAAAAGUUUUAGACAAAUGACACGUGAAGCGUUACCGCGCCUGGACAAUUACAGGAAUAUAAUGUCCUUCCAGGCUGCUAAUCGUCCAACCUUAGAUGAAUUGCAUAAUGCCACGUUAUCAAACAAGGUGUGUAGAGCGUUAANUUCUUUGGCAAAACCAGUUGGUUGGAGGCCCACCUUUAAGUAUUACAACAUGUGGCUGAGCUUAAUGGGUGCCAUUUUAUGCGUACUCGUAAUGUUCUUGAUAUCGUGGUGGACUGCCCUGGUUACCUUUUCAGUUGUACUUGCCCUUUACCUCUUCGUUUCGUAUCGGAAACCCGAUGUAAACUGGGGCUCGACAACUCAAGCCCAAAUAUACAGAAACGCACUACAGGCUGCACAUCAACUCAACAACAUUGAAGAGCAUGUCAAAAACUACAGACCUCAGAUACUAGUCUUGUCUGGGAUGCCAAGCGCCAGACCAGCUCUGGUGGACUUUUCUAGCCUUUUGACCAAAAACCUUUCGAUGUUGGUUUGUGGACAUAUCAAUACAAGCGUGUUACCGGAACGAGUAAGGGCAGUCUUGAAUCACAAGGCAACGUCUUGGUUGAAGACGCACAAACUGAAAGCUUUCUACAUGCAGGUGGACGGCACCACUUUUGAAGAAGGUGCAAAAGCCCUCCUCAAAGCCUGCGGAAUUGGAAAGUUGAGGCCCAACAUUCUUCUUAUGGGACACAAAAACGACUGGCAAAAAUGUUUGAAACAGGAUUUAGAUAUGUACUUUGAAGUGCUACACACGGCACUGGAUCUGCACUUGGCAGUUGCCAUCUUACGGCUUCAGCAGGGUUUGGAAUUGAGUCGAAAGGCUCCCGGGGAAGAGGAGUUUCAAAGUUCGAAAAUACGAAGUAACAGUUACGAAUCAGUUCCAAGAAACAGGUCCUACGAUCAACUUUCGCAAAUUAGCAGUACCAGUAAUUUUUCCACUCCGGAAGCAAGAAAGAAGGCAGAUACUGUAAGCUCGCGUCCUAAUCCUGCUGAGGAACCUCAGAAGAAAUUAUUGAAAUCUUCUGAGUUUCUUCAUUCCGUGAUGGAAGAUAAUAAUGAUUUACCGAAAGAAGUUGCGAGUCAAAUGUUCCAGUUCCAAAAGAAACAGAAACGAGGAACAAUAGACGUUUGGUGGUUAUACGACGAUGGGGGUUUAACGUUACUGCUUCCAUAUAUCAUGAGAACAAGAAGGAAUUGGAGCACAUGCACCCUGAGAGUAUUUACGCUAGCGAAUAAGAGGAAUGAAUUGGAAGUCGAACAAAGGAAUAUGGCCAGCAUGUUGGCCAAAUUUAGAAUUGACUAUUCUGACCUCCAAAUAGUACCUGAUAUUACUAAUAAACCCACGGAAUCUACACAGCAGUUUUUCGAUUCGCUCAUUGCUGAUUUUCGAGAAUCUAAUAAAAACCCUGACGCGGCGACGAUAUCAGAUUCAGAACUGCUAUCAAUGAAGGAGAAAACGAAUAGGCAUCUUCGAUUACGUGAACUCCUUCUGGAGCACUCUCAUGAUGCAAGCUUUAUUGUUAUGACACUGCCCGUACCUCGAAAAAAUGUGAUAUCAGCACCUUUGUAUUUAGCCUGGUUGGAACUUUUGACAAAAGACAUGCCGCCAUUUCUUCUCGUACGCGGAAAUCAGACAUCAGUUCUAACAUUCUACUCAUAAUUUAUUAUAAUUUGUAAUUUAUUUACCUCAACAUCCCAACAAGAUUACAAUAUUAAUAUUUAUUUAUAUGUAUUAUGCUACAGUACCUAAUAUAGCCAGUAUUAAUGAAAAGAGGGAUUAGAUAAAGAUAAAAUACUAUGAUAAUUUUAUUUAAUAUGACAAUAGUCCAUUGUAUAAAGAGAAAUUUACUAAUAUAUAACAUUAAACUAAC
This is a messenger RNA of Agrilus planipennis (emerald ash borer), 2363 nucleotides long. Its product is annotated as bumetanide-sensitive sodium-(potassium)-chloride cotransporter-like. The record is from RefSeq and is a predicted model, not a curated record. Gene Ontology annotation, cellular component: membrane. Gene Ontology annotation, molecular function: sodium:potassium:chloride symporter activity. NCBI's taxonomy places the organism in Eukaryota, Metazoa, Arthropoda, Insecta, Coleoptera, Buprestidae. The coding region runs from base 212 to 2152 and encodes 646 amino acids. Gene Ontology annotation, biological process: sodium ion homeostasis; chloride ion homeostasis; potassium ion homeostasis. The transcript is spliced from 10 exons.